CGCUAUUCUGCCAAACACCUACUUUGGUCAUUCGUUGGCUAGUUGGCCGAAGUAAAUCUGCCCGUAUUUCACGUAUCGAGGCGCUGAGGUUUCACAAAAUGUCGCUGACAUUUAAACCUAUGGCACCAUAUGAAGCAGAGGAAUGGGAUUGAAACCCUACCCCAUUCUACCUUUCGACCUAACAAGCGGGCAGGUUCUCGACGUGCCUCCGGAGUCGGAGUUCGACAGAGCGGACGAAACGACGAAUAAUCUUGUAAGGACUCAAAAUGGACAAUAGAUGGUAUGGUAACACACAAGAAAGAAGCACUCAAGAAAAGCGACAACGUGAAAGAGAGGAGUCAUAUGAAAAUUCACUCGUUGAGGAUCUGGGAGAGGAUUUUCGUCUUCCAAUUGAACACAGGCCUACUGAAAAUCUUGACCUAGAUAAUGUGGAGCAAGCAUCUCUGGACACACAGCUAACAUCAUCUAACAUUGGCUUUAGGCUUCUCCAAAAAAUGGGCUGGAAAGGGAAGGGCCUUGGUAAAAAUGAGCAAGGAAUAGUUGAACCAAUAAAAGCUGGAAUUAGAGAUCACAAAUUAGGAGUGGGGAAGCAAGAGCAAGAUGACUUUUUUACUGCAGAAGAAAAUGUUCGGCGUAAGAAACUUGAUAUAGAGUUAGAGGAGACUGAAGAGAAUGCGAAGAAGCGGGAGGUGAUGGCAGAAAGAGAGCAAAAAAUCCAAACUGAGGUGAAAGAAAUACAAAAAGUGUUCUACUGUGAUCUCUGCAACAAACAGUACAAAUUUGCUAUGGAAUUUGAGGUUCAUCUGAGCUCGUAUGAUCACAAUCACAGAAAGCGGUUCAAAGAAAUGAAAGAAAUGCAUAGUACUAACAAUCGUGAUGAUCGGAAAAAACGCGAACAACUUCGCCAAGAGAGGGAGAUGGCCAAGUUUGCUCAGAUGGCGGAUGCCCAUAAGCAACAGAAGCAACAGAACGAUCAAUCUGGAACAACUCCUUCAACCACGUUGAGAACUGCAACUGCACUUGCAGAUCAAGAUCAGCGAAAGGCAUUGAAAUUUGGCUUUUCCUCUAAGCCUGGUUCAUCCAAGCUUCUUCUGGUCUCCUCUUCGACUUCUAUGCAGCUUCAUGCCCAACGGCAGAAGCCAUGGUGAAAAACACAGUGAGAUCGGCUUCAACUGAUGAUCCAACAAUCCCUGCAAAACUCCUCCGUUUACUGUUCCAUGACUGCAUGGUGGAGGUCAGUGAAUCUCAACUAGCUCAAAACCUGGUUUCUAGGACAGUCCCUUUUUGUAACACUGCAUUUUUACCUUGUAGGGUUGUGAUGCCUCUGUGCUAUUGGAAGGAAAUGAGAUAGAGGGAUGAUCUAGCCAAGCAUCGCUUGGGGGAUUCUAGGUGGUGGAGUUGGCCAAAGGCUUGCUUGAACUCUUCUGCCCAGAAAAUGUUUCUUGUGCGGCUGCAAGAGAUGCUGUUGAAUUUGUACUCUCUCACCCAAAUAAAAUUGAAGGAAUGAUGGUGAAGAAACUGAUGAGGCUCAUCUGACACAGGCUGGAGGACCAUCCAUUCAGAUUCCUACAGGUAGGAGAGAUGGAAGAGUGUCUCCGGUUUCUAAUGUGACACAAGUUGGAGGACCAUCCAUUCAGAUUCCCUCUCCUUUCCUUCCACUGGACAUUGGUGACGUUCGGUGAUUUCUCACCAUUUUCUUAGUGGUGUUCCGCCGCUGCUGCUGUAUCAACAAAUAUCAACCCAUUGUUAACAAAGGUUCUUCAAAUGGCAUUGUUCCUUUCGUCCUUUUUGUCGCUCAUCCACCAAUACUCCGGCGCCGAGCAUCUCAGAAAGCUAGGCAGAAGAUCGAAGGACAGAUCUACCGAACAGUGUUGUGGCUUCCGAAUUGAAGAGGCAAGAUGCUCUGAAGGUGAAGAAAAAACGGAUGGUUCAGAUGUCUGUUAGUCUUUUCCAGUCGACUGACCGGAUGGCCUUCUGUCAUUGCCAUGGUUGGGAACUAGUUUGGAAAGUAAAAGUGGUCUUUUCCAAGUCGACUGGUGUUCCUCGAAUUCCCUGUUGUGGUGUCAGAGUCUGAUAUCGUAGCUAUGGUAUAGAGUAAGAUCCCUGCCAUUGCCGUGAUCGGAAGUUCCUGGAUGGGCCCUAAUUGGCUCGGUUUGCCGCUGCUGAAAGGAAGAAGAGGGUGAAGGAGAAGAAGGGAGAGGGAGAGGACGAAGGGUAAAAUUGGAUUUUUAAAAAAGUUUACAUGUCACGUGGUGUCACGUGUGUAUGGGUUUUAAUGGAACAUUAACAGACACUAACGGCAAGGGUAGGGCUAGUCAAUUGUCAGAAACAGUAGGGGUGGUGCAAGACAAUAGAGUUAAACAGUAAGGGUAAGGGUAUAGUUAGUCAAUUAGCUAAACUGUAGGGUAGUUUAAGAACUUUUCCCUAUAUAUAAUUAUAUAUAGGCUUGGUUUGGGACAUGGUGGACCUGGUUCCGACCCGAUAAUAAUCGGGAAAAAAAUAUUAGGAAUUGGAACCAACCCAUUGGGACAAGACCUGGAACCAGAACUGGUCUAAUCGGUCUGGAACCAUCGGGUCAGACCCAACCCAACAGCCCUAAGUUCUAUAAUAAUACUACAAUACUACCAUGAUGGUUUUGUAAAUGUCUAGUUUGAAAAAUGUUUUUUUUUUUUUUUCACUUUGCUUCAAGAUGGUUUAAAUCAUGGAAGCAGCUGGGUACUGUUGAAUCAAAAUAUAAAAAUUGAGAGAACUACGUGCUGUUUCUUAGAACCUUUUUGCAUAUCGGAUUCACUGGGAUCUUCCAUGCACCAUUAAUAACUUCCCUUUCACCCCUUUUCCCCUUGGGCUGGUUGCGGGAUUUGUUUCCGCGUCAACAUUGGAACAAACCAGCUAAUACACCAACGAGCCAGCCCUCGGUUGGUGGUUCUACUUGGUACUCUUUAUAUGCAGUUGUUGGUAUAUUUUUUUAAUCUGUCUCGAGUGUUACAGUAAAUUGUUGCUUUUAUUUUUCAGCUGGAUAAUUAUUGAAGCCUUUAAGGGUGAAAGUCUUAUUUUUGAGCUGUAAAUAUCAUGUUGACAUAUUUUUUACGUUUGAAGUGAUGGUGAUAUUUAUUCCUGUACAAUUAAUUCUUCAUCAAUUUCUCAUCCGAACUUGUUUCAAUUACAUCUGAUAUUUUAGAGCUUGUGAAGUGAGGAUAAUGUUGCUUCCAACUAA
Nelumbo nucifera (sacred lotus) is the source of this 3214-nucleotide messenger RNA. NCBI's taxonomy places the organism in Eukaryota, Viridiplantae, Streptophyta, Magnoliopsida, Proteales, Nelumbonaceae. The record is from RefSeq and is a predicted model, not a curated record.